This is a messenger RNA of Chelonia mydas (Green sea turtle), 2244 nucleotides long. Its product is annotated as olfactory receptor 52R1-like. The coding region runs from base 1246 to 2244 and encodes 332 amino acids. Gene Ontology annotation, molecular function: G protein-coupled receptor activity; olfactory receptor activity. The transcript has a single exon. Gene Ontology annotation, biological process: G protein-coupled receptor signaling pathway. Lineage: Eukaryota; Metazoa; Chordata; Testudines; Cheloniidae. The record is from RefSeq and is a predicted model, not a curated record. Gene Ontology annotation, cellular component: membrane.
AAGGUGACACAAGUACUCCUUUUCUUUUUUUGCAAAUACAGACUAACACGGCUGUUAGUCUGAAACCUGAUAUGAUACUGUUCAUUUUUUAUCUGAAUGUUGUCGCCUAGUAAAUCAAAUGCUUUAGAGAAAUCAGACUUUAUGCAUCUGAUCAAAGUGGUCCCUUUGGUCAACCAAACCUCUCCUCUCAUUAAGGGAUAAACGUGUUAACCAACUCUGUUGUUGCUUGGCAUUAAUUAAAUUCCUAGACUUAUUUUUUAACUAAUCCCAGACCAGCUUUUCCUUUGUUUCCUAAUCUUGUCCAAUCUUUUUUUUAAAACAUUCCCUUUAUUUUUUAUGUUUAACCCAGAACUGCCCUGUUUUAGUCUAUUUUUUUUUUUUUUUUGGCUCUGCUCCUGCCUGAUUGUUUACUUCUGCUUCUGAAUGAGAUUUGUGGUGGAUCGGUCAGUUCAUAACCCUGGUGUUCGUAUCGCUAAGGUUCCACUGUCGAUGCUCUUUCACUCCCUCCUUGACUCCUAAUGGACUGGAAAGUGUUUCAUCACCUCACGUGAUAUGAGUCCCUCAUACUGCUUCUUUUCAAAUGCAGAACGAAUAUAUUUAUUGAACACAUCUACCUUUCCUGCAACAUUAACACGUUUCCUUUCUCCCUCUAGGAAUUGGCCUAAACCUUUUCUAGGAUGUCUUUUGUUCUUAAUAUACUGAAAAACCUCCUUUGUGAUCCUGAGACCUGCCACACAUGGUUUUUUCCCUCAUGUCUUUAAUAACCAUGAUCAAUAUUCACAACUUCAAUUUUGUAUUAUUUGCUAUUUAUUUCUCUUUUUUCCAUGCGUUCUAUAUUUCUCUUCUCCCUCCCCCGCCAUGUGCAAAAAAAGUCUUCGCUUUGUCACUGAACCAGGUAUUUAUCCAAAGCUGUCCACUUCUUUGUCUAUGGAAUUGUUACUUUCUAGCUAUCUAAUAAACGCUUCUUAUAGAAUUCCAAUUUUCCCUCCCCAGUUUUCUGUCUAUUUUUUUUCUGAUAUUUUGCCUCAGCUUUGAGGAACUAGCUCUUGUGAAACACUAAGUGUCUACACUUAUUACUGGUUGGGAAUAGUUCUCUGUUUGACCAUGUGAACGUAAUCGCUCCAUUUUUUUAUUUACCUCUCCUCUAUAACACAUCCCUUCUUUGUCUCUCCGUCCAGGAAUAUUUAAUAUGACCAUCACCUGAGACCCUGGGCACAAACAGAAUUUCCAGUGAAUGUACAGUAUAUGCAGGAGACGCCAUUCUGCCUUAGAGUUGGGCACCUUCUCCCCUACUCCAUGUCAGAUUCCAACACAACUGACUUCACCAACCCCUCCACCUUCAUCCUGCUGGGCAUUCCUGGCCUGGAGGCGGCCCAUGCCUGGAUCUCCAUCCCUUUCUGUGCCACGUAUGCCAUAGCCAUCUUGGGGAACUUCACCAUCCUGUUCACUGUGAAGAGGGAGAGACGCCUCCAUGGGCCCCUGUACUAUUUCCUCUGCAUGCUGGCUGUCACCGACCUGGGCCUGUCCACAUCCAUCCUGCCCAAAAUGCUGAGCAUCUUCUGGUUCAAUUCCAGGGAGAUCAAUUUCAGUGCCUGCCUCACCCAGAUGUUCUUCAUUCACUGCUUCUCAGGGAUGGAGUCUGGGAUCUUUGUGGCCAUGGCUCUGGAUCGCUACGUGGCCAUCUGCCAUCCCCUGAGACAUUCCACCACCCUGACGAACUCUGUGGUGGCCAAGAUAGGCCUGGCCGUGGUGCUGCGUGGAGGCAUGAUUGUACUGCCCUUUCUCAUCCUGGCGAGGCAGUGGCCAUAUUGCAGAACCAACAUCAUCCCCCACUCGUACUGCAAGCACAUAGCCGUGGUGAAACUGGCCUGCGCAGACAUCCGCAUCAGCAAUUACUACGGCCUCUUUCUGAUAUUCUUUGUGACCGGUGUGGAUGUGUUUUUUAUCACCAUGUCCUAUAUCCAGAUCCUCAGGGCCAUCUUCAGCCUCCCCACAAAGGACGCCCGGAUCAAGACUUUUGGGACCUGCAGCUCCCACCUCGGUGUCAUCUUAGCCUUUUACAUCCCAGUUCUCUUCUCCUUACUCACACACCGGUUUGGGCAGAAUGUGCCCCUUCAUUUCCACAUUCUAAUGGCCAAUGUGUACCUCCUGGUGCCCCCCAUGCUGAACCCCAUCAUCUAUGGGGUGAGGACCAAAGAAAUUUGGGACAGGCUGCUCCAUCUCUUUACUCAUAAAGGGACUUAA